AUGAGUGAGCAAGUGCCAAACUGGGACUUGAGUUCUACGGUAGAAGAAAAUGUCCAUGAGCAACCACAUCCCAUAGAUAUAUCUGUACUCCAUGAGCCUCAUUCGUCGCUUCCGACGUUCCAUGCAACAGAAGAAACUAAUGAUCAUCUAUCAGAAGUUGAACUUCAUUUUACGCAAUCACAUCUUGAGAUGGUGAAGGGCGAAUCCAGUGGGACGAAGAGGAAGUCCAAUGAAUUGGAAAUUGAACAACAUCCAUGGACUCAAACUGAAAGAAAUGAUGGGGAAAAAAGGGGAACAGAAGCAAAGAGAAAUGCAGAUGAUUUGGCGCCAGGAGGAGGACACGUUGUGCCGAAACACAUAAAAUGUCUGAGAAAGUGA
This is a messenger RNA of Ilex paraguariensis (yerba mate), 378 nucleotides long. NCBI's taxonomy places the organism in Eukaryota, Viridiplantae, Streptophyta, Magnoliopsida, Aquifoliales, Aquifoliaceae. The record is from the annotation of a GenBank genome assembly.